AUGAAGGGCCUCUUCACAGCUUCAGCAGCGUUGACUCUGGCCAGCGGCACUCUCGCCGGUCCAGUAGCUCCUCGCUCCUCCCUCUUCUUCAAGCCUCUGGCUGUCACUCCCGACUCGGUGCACAACGUCCACAUUGGCUACGGCGAUGAUGCAUUCGAGGGAGAGGUCCGAGUCGUGUACGGCGGCUGCGACAUGGCACGCCUCGACGACAGGCACCAGGAGCUCGGCACUGCUCGAAUAACCCGGUCGUCUCGGCCAGAGCGCUUUGUCUGGAUUGUACCCGACAAUGCCGUCCACGGGGGCUGCCUACAUGCGUACUCUGGAUCCGCGCUGGUUGGCCGCUCUGCUCCCGUCACUGUCAAGCAGCCGACGCGGAAGCGCGAGGAGAUCUCGGAUGUUGCAGACGUGACAGGGCCGUGGUUCGACGGCGUUGCGUACAUGCAAGCGAAGCAAAACAAAGCCUCUUUUGUUGCCGUUGCAAAGAGCAAGAAAAUCGCUAUCCUUGGCGGCGGAAUGGCGGGCCUGAUGACCAGUCUCCUGUUGGAUUCUGUUGGAAUUCACGACUGGCACAUCACCGAGUCUUCACAACGCAUCGGCGGUCGCAUUCGCACCAAGUACCUCGCCGGGAGCACGCCUGAGCAGUACCAGUACCAGGAGAUGGGCCCGAUGCGGUUUCCCGUGUCGACCAGGUACGCAGACACCAACGAGACCGUCGAUAUUGAAGACCACAAGAUGGUGUUUCAGCUUGCCGACGUCUUGAACCAGAUGAACGGCAACGACAGCGCGCUCGCCGUCAACUUCAUCCCCUGGAUCCAGAGCAGCCCCAACGUCCCAGCGAACUCCAACGGCUACCGCUUGCCCAAUGGCCGGAUCCCAAGUGCCGCUCAGCUCCGGGCCAACAGCUCUCUCGCUCUGCCAGCCGCAGUAGGCCCAGACCCGGCAGCCGAAGAGCACGCCGAGGAGGCGCUUGACGAGUUCAAGGGUAUCACCCCAGAGGUGCUGCGCAACAUCUCGACCAACAUCUACCGGGCCCACAAGGCGGCGGUGGAGAAGGGGCUCUUCCAUUGGUCCGAGUCGGCUUACCUUCGCUACGCCCUGAACAUGAGCGCGAACGAGGUCGACUUGCUUGCAGGCACCGACAACAGCCCGAUGUGGGAGUACGACACUGCAUACUUCGGGGCCACGACCUGGCGCACCAUCGACAAGGGUCUGGAGUCCCUCCCGCGAGCCUUCCUCCCACAUGUGCAGGAUCGUCUAACGCUCGGCCGCAAGGUCACCGGCUUGAAGUACAACAACGCCACCGGCAGCGUGUCUGUCCAGUGGCGGAACGACCCGUUUAAGAUGGAGCCUGAGAGCGAGGAGUACGACUACGCGGUGGUCGGCGUGCCGUUCUCCAAGGUGCGGCUCUGGGAGCUGCCCAAGUACUCUUCGCUCCUGUCCCGUGCCAUCUCUUCCAUGAACUACCAGCAGUCCUGCAAGGUGUCGCUCCACUACAAGACGCGUUUCUGGGAGAAGCUGUCCCCGCCCAUCAUCGGUGGCUGCGGCUCGGUCGACAUCCCGGGCAUCGGCUCGGUCUGCUACCCUGCGUACAAGAUCAACUCGACGGGACCUGGCGUCAUCCUCGGGUCCUACGUCUCGGGCACUCCCGCUCGUUCUCUUGCCGCACUCAGCACUGCCGACCACGUGGCUUACGUGCAGCGCGCGAUGGUCCAGGUCCACGGAGAGAUUGCUGCAGAACAGUUCACCGGCGCGUACGACCGUCAGUGCUGGGAGGUCGACGAGCAUCAGGCCGGUGCAUGGGCGGAGCCUAUCGUUGGACAGCAGGAGCUGUAUCUCCCCGCGUACUACCAGACCGAGAUGUCGACAAUCUUUGUCGGCGAGCACACUUCCUACACGCACGCCUGGAUCUUCAGUGCGCUCGACUCGGCAGUACGCGGCACGUCGCAGCUGCUGUUAGACAUGGGGCUGGUGGAUGAGGCCAAGCAGAUUGUCGAGACAUGA
Molecule: messenger RNA, 2001 nt
Organism: Ascochyta rabiei
Lineage: Eukaryota; Fungi; Ascomycota; Dothideomycetes; Pleosporales; Didymellaceae
Exons: 1
Coding region: 1-2001 (666 amino acids)
Biological process (GO): amino acid catabolic process
Molecular function (GO): polyamine oxidase activity; L-amino-acid oxidase activity
Source: RefSeq, a predicted model, not a curated record